This is a messenger RNA of Ahaetulla prasina, 4543 nucleotides long. It is a transcript of the gene GRAMD4, whose product is annotated as GRAM domain containing 4. The transcript has 21 exons. Gene Ontology annotation, biological process: negative regulation of toll-like receptor 9 signaling pathway; apoptotic process. The record is from RefSeq and is a predicted model, not a curated record. Bases 451 to 2265 code for a protein of 604 amino acids. Lineage: Eukaryota; Metazoa; Chordata; Lepidosauria; Squamata; Colubridae.
UCUCGUCACCGGCCUUGGCUGGGGAGCUCAGGCAGGCAAGCAGGCGGGCAGGCGGGCGGGGGGAGGGGGGGUGCCUGGCGGCCGGAGCACCUGCUGCUGCUUCUGCUGCUGCUGCCUGACGGCCCCGCCGAGGGUUUUCGUGCUCCGGCGUUGCAAAGCGAAUUUAGCAGGCAAAAAAAGAAAGAAAGAAAGAAGCCGGUGGCGCAAUCCGGGGGCGAAGCUGCGGCAACCAAGGCUCCGGGGCAUCGCGACGGUGGAAGAAAGGAGCUGAGCGAGGGCAUCGGCCGGCUUGGCAGCGUGGAUGAAAGUUUGGUCGGAAUUCCGUGCAGGGACAAUUAGAAAUUUGGGCACAGUUGUGGUCGUAAGUCAAGGACUACUUGCAUAAGUUUUCAUUCUCCUAGGGACUCCAACCGUCAUGUUAAGAUAAAGCAGAAAGGUGCAGUGCUGAACAUGCUAAAGAGGCUGGACAAAAUAAGGUUCAGAGGACAUAGGAGAGAUGACUUCCCGGACUUAGCAGAGUCUCCCAAUGCUUCAGAUACUGAAUGUGGAGAUGAAAUCCCUAUGAAAAUACCUCGUACAUCAGGCUACGAUGAACUGAGAGACCCUGCUGGUCCUGGGACUGUCAUCAUGGCUACAGGAGUUCCCGAUUACAACAGAACAGAAUCUGACAGAUUAAAUGAGAUCAAAGGCCACUUGGAAAUUGCCUUGCUGGAAAAGCACUUUCUCCAGGAGGAGCUAAGAAAGCUGAGAGAAGAAACCAACGCUGAAACGCUUAAGCAAGAGUUAGAAAAAGAACGCUUGAGGAGGAUAGAACUGGAACAAAAAGUCAGUGAAAUUCUAAAAGCAAGAGCAGACGAAUCGCCUCCAUCUACCCAGCAGCCCCCCAAAGCACAGAAUGGAACAGAUAAACGCAGCCACAUGGUGUGUUCAAGAGUUCAGAAGUGGAUUUAUGAUAAGUUUGGAGAAUAUAUUGAAGACUUUAGAUUUCAGCCAGAAGAAAACACAGUGGAAACCGAAGAGCCGCUCAGUGCUAGACGGCUAACAGAAAAUAUGAGAAGAUUAAAGAGAGGUGCCAAACCGGUUACAAAUUUUGUGAAGAAUCUUUCUGCCUUAUCCGACUGGUUUUCUGUCUACACUUCUGCUAUUGCCUUUAUUAUCUACAUGAAUGCUGUAUGGCAUGGCUGGGCCAUUCCUAUGUUCUUAUUUUUAGCAAUUUUGAGGUUGUCGCUAAAUUACCUCAUAGCCAGAGGGUGGAGAAUACAGUGGAGCAUUGUGCCUGAAGUUUCUGAGCCUAUUGAACCUCCCAAAGAAGACUUAACGGUGUCAGAAAAGUUCCAGCUUGUUCUGGAUGUCGCACAAAAAGCACAGAAUUUAUUUGGAAAAAUGUCAGAUAUACUAGAAAAAAUUAAAAAUUUGUUCAUGUGGGUCCAGCCUGAAGUAACGCAGAAACUAUAUAUUGCUUUAUGGGCAGUUUUUAUUGCAUCCUGCUGCAUUCCUUACAGGAUGAUUGGGCUUGCAAUAGGACUAUAUGCAGGAAUUAAAUUUUUUCUGAUUGAUUUUGUCUUCAAACGGUGUCCAAGACUACGAGCAAAGUAUGAUACUCCUUAUAUCAUAUGGUUGAACUUGCCUACGGAUCCUCAACUCAAAGAAAGGGCUAAUGCUACAGUAUCGAGACGGGGACGCGAUGGCUCAGUGACUAAGACACCAAGCUUGUCGAUCAGAAGGUCGGCACUUCAGCGGUUCGAAUCCCUAGUGCUAUGUAACGGGCCUCAAACAGCAGCAUCCCGAAGCUAUGUAGGUUCAAACACCUCAACAGGAGUGAAUCGAGAUGAGGAAACCAGCCGCUUUCACAAUACAAAGAGAGGAAACUUCCAUGAAGUAUUUAACUUGCCAGAACAUGAGCGCCCAUUGGCAGUGUGUGAAAAUGGCUGGCGCUGCUGCUUGAUAAACAGAGAUAGGAAGAUAACCACUGAUUACAUUAGGAACGGCGUUCUCUAUGUUACUGAAAGUUACUUAUGCUUUGAAAGUUCCAAAUCUGGUUCAUCUAAAAGAAAUAAAGUUAUAAAACUUGCAGAUAUAACAGAUAUUCAAAAGUACAAAGUACUUUCUGUUCUCCCAGGAUCUGGGAUGGGUAUUGCAGUAUCCACACCAUCUACACAAAAACCACUCGUGUUUGGUGCCAUGGUACACAGAGACGAAGCUUUUGAGACUAUUUUCAGCCAGUAUGUGAAGAUAAGCUCUGCAGCAUCUGCCAGUGAAAGCUAGUAUAUCAUCCUUGCCGGUUAUUAUAGGAAACAUCAUGAAUUUUACUCACCCAGUAGUGAAUAAAAAGGUGGAACAUCCUUCAAUCAUCAGUCCUGCAAUAAUUUUCUUCGUUGCAUAUGUCUUAUGUUACAGAAGUGCAUUUUAUACAUGCCUUCCAAGGUUUCUGUUGGUUUUUAUUUACUGUUGUUGGUUUUUUUGGUUUUUGUAAUAAAAUAAAAGAACAGUGAAAAUGCUAUCAGCACUGUUAGCCUUGCACAUUAAGCACUUUUAAUGUUUGUUCACUGACAUUAAAAAGCUUAGGAAGAUUCUUAGCAAAACUAGCUUGAGGGGUAGGCCUUGUCUUAAUAAGACAUACCCUGAACUCUGCGGUUCAUCCGAUAUUUCUUUAGCUACGGGUUCUGCACACUUCCACUGCACAAAUUCCAUUGAUUUAAGUGGCAUUACUAUAUAUACACAAAUGGGGCGCAGGUUUCGAUUGAACUUAGCAAAAACUGUCAAGGAUAUGAUUUUGAAAGGUCUCGUGUUUCCCUAAAUGAGGUGUAAAUAAUAAUAAUAUUUGAAGGUAUGAGUAUUUGAAGCUGUGCUUCCAGAAAACUUUCAUACUGACUUCUGUAUUUUUUCAAAAGGCAUUUUUAGUUUUAGAGACAGCUGGCAGAUGCAAUUAAAUCUUCAGACAGUUGGUAUGCUCAUUUCUUCUCGGCCUCUCUUAUACAUCUUGCUUUGUCAUUUAUCUUACGCCCCUCUGUUGACAUAACAAAUGUUCCCAGUGUUUUUGAUAGAGAAAGCAACUUUUUAGAAUUAUCCUGUAUUUUCCUUAAAAUAUUGGAUAAACAUGAAAGUUAUCAAAAAUGUGUCCAUUGGAAUGGAAGAGAAACAAUGGAAAUAGUGUUGUAUCAAUGUACUACAAGCUCUACAUCCUUUGUAGUAUUUUGAAAUGUCAUACACACAUAAAAAAAGAAGGGCUGCAACAUUAGAUCAACAUAAUUUUGAUGAAACCUCGGGAUCUUGCUGUUACCCCUGUACAUGUCCAUAAUUCUUUUUCUUUUUGUAUAGGUAUUCCUAUUGGUAAAUUUGGUAUUGCACCAACGUUAAUUUGCAUUGGUUGGUAUUUUAGCUUCUUGAGAGCUUUAGCUACACUUUUUGUAGUAAUUAACUUUGUGUGCGGUAGUCUUUUAAUCAUGAAAAGAAAUUGAGUAGAUGACUAAAACUCCACAUGCCAAUUUAAUAUUUUAUAAAGAUGGUCAUGAUGCAUUAGUUUUGGUUUCUUUUAUUUUAAAGUCAGUUUUUGAAGAUUGGAUGGUUCUUAACAGAGAAGCAGUAGAUCCUGGAAUCUAUUCUGUACUCCAAAUGAUCCCCUCAAUUGCUUUUUAUUGUGUACAUAGAGUCAACUGUUUACAAAUACGAUUGGAACUGUCAAGUAGGAAGAGAGAGGCUGCUUCUAUGCUAUGAACUAGUCUAUCCCAAACCAAUCCGUUGCUUUGAAUUCUGUUGUUGACUCUGUUACAUGCAUUUGCAUGUAACAUGUCACUGCUGCUCAGUUAAGCUUAAUUAUUAUAGGUUCAGAUAUCAUAAGAAGAUGGACUAAAAAAAAAGAAGUCAAGCAGGACUAAAAUUGUGGGCAAUAAAUGCUAGAAAAAUUUAGCAAACUGAUUUAUGUGUGGAGAAAACCUAGUUUCUUAAAAAGGAUUAAAACACAUGUUAAUUAUUGGUCUUUCAGGAUCUGAAAGGCUCAUAUGCUCAUAUAUUUUCUAUAAGGUAAUACGAAGUUUCAACUCAGUGCUAAUGUGAACCAGUAGUGGGUUUCAAAUCCUGGCGCUACCAGUUUGCUAUUGGGAGCGUGUGGGUGCACAUACGCCCAGCAUUUUUGAUGAUGUCUGGGUGGAUGGGCGCAGCCUCCCGCCACCACUACCAGUUCACCCGAACCGGUAGCAACCCACCACUAAUGUGAACCCCUAAAAUGUUAAAUGAAUUUACUCUAUGUGAUUCUCCAUGAUGAAUUAAACUCAUGAUUUCAAUAGACUUAGAGUAGGGCAAAAAUAUACUAGAUUUUUAAUAAUUAAGAUGCAAUUCGCAUAGAAAUGCAAUUCAUAUAGAAUUAAAACAUGAGAAAAUACUGCAACUUUAUAACAUAAAACCUUUUCCCUGGAAAUAAAUUGCAAAGCUAUUAAACCAUAAUUUUAAUGGGAAGAAUGCACUUGUUUUCUUCUUCAUGACCUUGAAAUCUGGAUUUCAUUUUUGAGAUGGCUGCUCUCAUAUUUUGUUCCAUAUUUAUUUUGGA